AUGGAGACCUAUUACGGCCACGUGCGGUCCCCCGCCGACGCCAUCAAGCUCUUUGAAGCCUGCAGGCUCGGGCUACUGCCCCGUGUCCAACGGCGAUUAUCCGAGAAGGAACGACAGUCGAUCCGGCCCGGAUCUGUUUUCGUGUGGGAUGAACGGGAAGCCGGUAUGAGGAGAUGGACAGAUGGCAAGUCGUGGAGCGCCAGCCGAGUCUCGGGAAGUUUCCUCACCUACCGCGAAAUGGAGGGCAAGCGAGCUGGUGGUUUCGGCAACAACAGCAGCCGCAGAGGCGCGACCAAGACGCCGGAUUCGAAUCGCGGGAGCGAUGAAGACCAGGAGAAUGGCGGCCCGGAGGGCUACAAAUACAAGGCCGAUGGCCUGAUGAAGCAGUCUUUCAGCAUCACCACCUCGGCCACCCAGCACCUCCAUCUGAUAUCAUACUACGCAAGGCCACGGCCGGGGGAUCCCCAACUGCUACAACCGACGUCCGACCCCAACUUGCGUCACAUUGUCCCUCCGAAGGGGAUGUAUCCCGAAUCCAGCCUCCAUGACAACAGUUCGACACCCGCUUUGACCAGGGCACCCAUGAUACAGCAUCCACCAUACGCGGCCCAACACCUUCCUCACCCGGGUCCACCGCCUCAGCACCACCCUCUGGCGCACUACCCCCCACUCCCGCCCGGAUACCAAUGGUCUCCCACGCCCCUGCCAUUUUCGCCCUACGGCCAACAUCAUCAUUACACGUCAGCCCCAUAUCCUCCACAUGACCAGAAGGCACUCCCCGCUCCGAACGGACAUGAUGCGAACGGACAUCAUAGCCAUCCAUCUACGUAUGCGGGCCCGCCACCUCAUUACGUGACACACCCUCUCGCCUACGACCGGCCGACUCUGCCCCCGCCGAUGCCACAAGCCCUGACUCCAUCACCGGCGCUGUAUGCGGCGCAACAGCAGCCAUCACAACCACCACAUCCAUCACAGCAAUCCCCGCAUACGUCACACACGAUAUCCGAGGCCUCCCCCCGAGCACAGCACCUCCAGGCGCAAGCCGCACAAGCCGUCAUGAUGGACUCGUGCAACGGUAGUCAGUUCCUGCCGUCUAUUAAGCGAGAGGGCAGCCCCUCGUCACCCCGGGUCGCAGAGUCGGACAAUACCGGAGCCGAGGACAAGACGAGCAUCUCGGCCUUACUGCGGACCCCGUUGGUGGAGCCCCAUCGAGAGUCGGGCCCAGGGCGAGGGCGAGGGCCAGGGCCAGGGCCAAACGGUUCCAUCCCCCAGCCUGGCAUCUUGCCUCGCACGGGGGUUCCAUUAAGCGGGAUGCUCGGCCCCGCUGAACGACCGGGCGGGUCGAGUCAUGAUGCGAGAGCUCUACAGUUGCUGGACCGCAAGUUCUGCGCAUGA
Sodiomyces alkalinus F11 is the source of this 1395-nucleotide messenger RNA. RefSeq lists its product as hypothetical. Bases 1 to 1395 code for a protein of 464 amino acids. Gene Ontology annotation, molecular function: DNA binding. The record is from RefSeq and is a predicted model, not a curated record. The transcript has a single exon. NCBI's taxonomy places the organism in Eukaryota, Fungi, Ascomycota, Sordariomycetes, Glomerellales, Plectosphaerellaceae.